Molecule: messenger RNA, 1561 nt
Organism: Echinops telfairi (small Madagascar hedgehog)
Lineage: Eukaryota; Metazoa; Chordata; Mammalia; Afrosoricida; Tenrecidae
Gene: CDO1
Product: cysteine dioxygenase type 1
Exons: 5
Coding region: 248-850 (200 amino acids)
Biological process (GO): L-cysteine catabolic process
Molecular function (GO): ferrous iron binding; cysteine dioxygenase activity
Source: RefSeq, a predicted model, not a curated record
CCAGCAAACGUUGCAGAUCGGAUCUCCGUUUGUCUACGCUGGCCGCUCGGUGGCAAUCCCGGAGGGCGGCUCUGAUCGUUGGAGGAAUCCUUUACAGUUCGGCUCUCGAGCGUUGGGUAGAGGGGUGCGCGCGCGCGCGUGUCUGUAGCGGACAGCUCGGGUCCCUCUCCCAGCCCCGCGCCCGGUCCAGCGCCUCCGCCACAGCCCGCCCAGCCGGGAGACGCGCGCGCCACCGGCCUCGCGCGAGAUGGAACCGACCGAGGUGCUAAAGCCACGAACCCUGGCCGAUCUGAUCCGCAUCCUCCACCAGCUGUUCGCCGGCGACGACGUCCAGGUAGAGGAGGUGCAAGCGGUCAUGGAAGCCUAUGAAAGCCAGCCCGGCGAGUGGGAACAGUACGCCAAGUUCGACCAGUACAGGUAUACCCGAAAUCUUGUGGAUCAAGGAAAUGGAAAAUUUAACCUAAUGAUUCUCUGUUGGGGUGAAGGACAUGGCAGCAGUAUCCAUGAUCACACCGACUCCCACUGCUUUUUGAAGAUGCUACAGGGCAAUCUAAAGGAGACACUAUUUGCCUGGCCCGACAAAAAGUCCAAUGAGAUGAUCAAGAAAUCGGAAAGAAUCUUGAAGGAAAACCAGUGUGCCUACAUCAAUGAUUCCAUUGGCUUACAUCGGGUAGAGAAUACCAGCCACACAGAGCCUGCUGUGAGCCUUCACCUGUACAGCCCACCUUUUAACACGUGCCAUGCCUUUGAUCAAAGGACAGGACAUAAAAACAAAGUCACCAUGACAUUUCAUAGCAAAUUUGGAAUCAGGACGCCAUUUACAACUUCCGGAUCACUGGAGAACAACUAAGGAGCACCGGAUCUCGUGGUUUUCUCUAAGGUCCACUGAACAUUUUGCCUUGAACAGGAAGUUCUCCUGCCACUUGCUAUCCAGUAAUAUCCUGAACUAAGCCAAUACUUAGAUCCACUGUAGGGCGAGUACCAAUUGGAAGGCGUUAAGUAUACGACUAUUAUAUUGAGCUACUGCAUAAGAAAAUCCCAUUAAAGAAAAAAAUCUUUUGUGAUUUUAAAGGUCCAAAUCAACUGCUCUCCUGGUUCUAGCCUUUAAUUCUAUUGGCUCUAGACUAAGAAUGUCAAUGUAGGUUUUUUAUCGGUUUGGGAAAUUCUUUGGUCUCUGUACUAUCAUUAGCAAUAAGUAAAAACAAGAAACUACAAAUAGCCUGCCAUGCUACCAGGAGGACUAAGUGUAGGUGUCUUUGAUGUACUUUGUAUGUUCUUAAUAUUUGAAGAGAAUAUUUUGAAAUCUGUGGAUUUUAUUUUUCAAUCUUAUUUUACAAAUUCCUUUUCUAUGACUCAUAGGUGGUUGAGAUAGGAAACGUAAGGCAUUAUGCUAUUUGUUAAUGAAACAUUAAGGGUAGGGAGUCUUAGGGAACUCCGUGUGUCUAACCUCACAACAAACCAAAAAUAAAUUCAUGUCUAAUGUAUCCAGCAGCCACAGUCAACGACUUCUUAAUGCUGCCAAAAUUGCCAAGUACUUUUAAUAAAACUGGAUUUGAACACA